AUGCUGAAUAGCGGAUCUGGACAGCCGAUACCUCCCCAGCUGCAACAACAGCAGCAGCAGCAGUCGCAACAACAGUCGCAGCCACAGCUCCAGCAGCAGCACCAGCAGCCGGGGCAGAGCAACGAUGGAGGGGCAUCCGCCGCAAACAAUGCCGUCCUUCAGAAUCCGAUGCAGAUGCUGCAGGUCAUCACGCAGCAAAUCGGAGUCGUUCAGAGGCAGUAUCAAGGGCUGCAGUCGCAAGAGGAUAGCCCGGCCAAGAACGAGACGAUACAGGGCAUGGCGAUGCAAAUGAAGCGACUCAAGUACAUGCAGGCGCAAGCGAUCCAGGCCCUUCAGAAGCAACAACCCGGCCUCAACCUUCAGUCUUUGUUGGCCCAGCUGCAGGGCCAGGCGCAAGGCCAGGGCCAGGCUCAAGGCCAACCACAAAGUCAGGGUCAAGGUCAGGGGCAGACGAAUGCGCCGGCGACUGCUCCGCAAGGAAACCAAGGCCAGGGCCAGAGCUCUGUUGCGGGCCCUAGCAAUAGCGUUCCUGCUGCGGCUUCUUCACCGUUUGCUCAAGGGCAGCUGCCCAAUGGCCCAAACAUCGACUCCACCAACCCUGCACACAAGGCACAGCUGGCAGCUUUGCAGGCAUUCGCCCAACAGCAACGUAUGCAAGCAUUGCAGCAACAUCAGCAGCAAGGUCAAGGUCAGGGUCAGGGCCAGAGCCAGAGCCCGCGGGGCGCACAGCCCGCUGGACAACAGGGCGGACAGCAGAAUGGCCAACAGGGAGCCCAGCAGUGGGGCCAGCAAAGUCACGGACAAAAUCAGGCCUCAGGCCAGCAAGGUCAGCAGCAGCAGGGACAGCCCUUUACGAACGGUCCUAUUCCCCAGCAGGGUCAAGACCAGCAGCAGCAGCAGCAGCCCCAGCAACAGCCCCAGCAACAGCAACAGCAACAGCAGCAUCAAGCAGGCGUUCCAGGGAAAUCCGAUCUCGUGGCAGCUGUGCGGACAUUCAUGGCAUCGAGGGGCACCCCACUGCCUCCUGACAUGUCGACGACGUUCACAGGCCCCGCGGCUAACGGCGCAGUUGGAGAGGUGCGGACGGUGGACAUGGGCGCCAUCUUCGGGAUGGUCCUCUCCUUCCAGGGCUCCGCUCGUGUUUCGCAGCAACCAUCAGGUUGGGCCAUUGUAGCAGCGCGGCUUGGAUUCGCAGUCGCACCGAUCCCGCCCAACCACCAGCCGGGGGUCAAUGAGACAAAUCCAAACGGCGUCCCGCUCCCACCUUUCGUCGCCCCUAUGCUGGCCAAUUUCUACCGCGAGAGAUUUGCUAGCUUCGAAGAGGUUUGGCUGGCUAAGAUGAAAAGCGCUGGAGGGAUGGCCGCCGCCAAUGCCUUUCUUGCGAGUCAAGGCCAGGGUGUUCAGCAACAGAUGCAGCAGCAGCAGCAACAACAACAACAACAACAACAGCAGCAGCAGCAGCAGCAAAGCCAACAACAGCCGCAGCCGCAGCAGCAACAGCAACAGCAACAGCAGCCACAGUCUCAGCAGCAACAGCAGCAAGCUGUUCCGCAGUCCCAGUCCCAACAGUCACAGCCACAGACUCCGCAAAGACCGACGUCUCAGCACGGCGCUCCUCAAGCGGCGCCGAAUGGAGUGCCUGGGGGGUUACCUCAGCAACAACAACAGCAGCAGCAGCAGCAACAGCAGACAAUGGGCAUGCAACAGCAAGCUGGGCCCUCGAGUGCCUCGGCAAUUGUGGCCUCAGCCCAAGAAGCGGCUCGGAAAGCGUCGCAGAUGCAGAACGCAUUGCCCCAUCAGAUGAAUCAACUUCAUGAGCUCAUCAAGCAAGGCAAGAUCACGCAGGAACAAGCGAAAGAUCGUUAUUUAUACCUUCAGAAUGCCGCCAAGAUGGCCAUGAUACAAGCUCAAGCCCAAGCUCAGCACGCAGCUCAAGUCUCUGCUCAGUCGGGUCAGCCGCAGGGUGGGCAAGGGCAGGCAAUGGGGCCUCCCCAGGUGCAGCCGCCUUCAACACCCCUGCAAGCGCCGGCAGGCACUCCAACGCCUACGCCUCAGGCCUCGACGCCAACUGAGACAAAGAGGCCAACUAAACGGCAGAGAAAGUCAACUGCCAACUCGACGCAGAAUAAGGCUGCCGCUGCUGCUGUUGCUGCGAACGAGCCGCAAACGCCAGUGACUCCACAUUCAAUUCCUCUUCAGCCACAGCAACAGCAGCAACAGCAGCAGCAGCAAAGUCAGCUUCAGCAGCAGCGAGGGCCUCCGCCACAAAGUCCCAUUGCCGCGCAGGUCUUUGCGCAGGCGCAGCAGGCCGUGAGGAUGCUACACAGUGGAACCUUGCCCCCAGCUCAGCAUGCAGCUGCAUUCACUGCAAUUCGCCAAGCCCACGUACAAAAUCAGCCUCCUGGCUCGAUCCCGCUGGCACUACAAGAUGCGAAUUUGGUGGGACAGAUGCAAGCUCAGGUCUUUGCUCAGGUACAAGCCCAGGCUCAGGCAGCCGGCCAACCAGCGGUCGUUGCUGCGCAACUCGCAUUUGCGGCUGCCCAACAGCAGUUGCAACAGCGACAUCAACAACAGCAGCAACAACAACAGCAACAACAGCAGCAACAACAGCAGCAACAGCAGCAACAGCAGCAGCAGGGUUCGCAGCAGCCACCAACGCCGUCUUCGCUUCCAUUCAAUGCGCCAAGCCUUCAGCAGAUGCAGAAUCAGCAGAAUCAGCAACAACAACAACAGCAGCAGCAGCAGCAACAACAACAACAACAACAGCAGCAGUCGCAGCCGCAGCAACAACAGCAGCGUGCAGGCGAGGAGCGUGAUGCCGGACAGUCGUCACCAUUCGUCCAACCAGCGGUCGGAGAGCUCACUCAGCAUCUACAGGCAUCGGCUCCUCCACUGGCACCCGCUGCUCCUCCUGCCAAGCCAAGCAAGUACAAGAUCGAGUAUAUGCCGAUCCGCAGAGACCUGCGCUCGCAUGGCGGCUGGGACCUUGACAAUGUCGAUGGGCAGCUGGGACCGCUUUUGGCUGGCCGCAACCGCUUCCCGAGAAGCGUCCGCGAGCUGGGCUCUGUCGACAUUGAAAGCAUGACAAUGAGUCUGCGUAGCCGGCUCGAUGUUGAAGUGUCGUAUGCUCUCAACGCACUCCUCAUCCUCACGGCCGGCGUGCAGGCGCCGACAUUCCAGCUCCUCAUCAGCCUGUGCGAGGACCUUUUCGAUGAGCUGCUUGAUCUGCUGGAGGAGGCGGCGUUCGGUCACUUGGUGGAGCAGGAGACACUCAACGAUGGCCUUCUCGAUGACGACGACCCUGUCCAUGGAGCAGGUCCAAAUGGUUCGGCUGCAUUGGCACUCAAUGGGAGUAUGGAUGAUGGAGACGAGGAUGCGAUGACCCAUCUCGACUGGAUCACAUCAGCGCUCGAAGAUGAGAACGAAGCGCGAAUGUGGCGCAGGGACACGAGGAAGAAGACCAGUCUGUUCAAUCGCUUUCGAUCAGAGAGCGAAGACGGAGAAGACGCGUUGCAAGGUCACGACGAAGUUGAAGUCGUGGAAGGCUAUUGGACUCAGAUGAAGCGAGAGCGCGAGACAGUUCGAUGCGCACAAGUAGCCCUCUGCGUCAUCGACAUUCUGCGCAACCUCUCGACAAUGGCCGACAACAAUCACUUUCUCAACAGCGAGACGCGAUUCUUCCACCUCUUGAUGAGGAUCAUUGGCGCGCUCGAUACCGAGGAGAGAAGGAGAAGGAUGAAGAGGCAGACACUUGCUAGACAGGCCGAAGCAUUUACCGAUGACGAGAUGGGGACGGGGACGGAUGAUGAGGAAGCACAAGAAUCGACCGUCUUUACGCCGGCGGAAGCAUUGCGGAUACGAAAGGAUGUCUUGUCCAUUACGGCUUGUCUGGCCGGGGACAGGACCGACCUUGCCAAUUUCAGUCGGCCGGACGUCGUGUCCUUGUUCGAUCUCAUGGUUUCUUUCAUUGCCUCGGCAAACGAAAUUGAAGCUGAGCAAGGCACUGUAUACGGUGAGGUGCCGCUUCCCGGCCCACCACCCUCCGCAGCCACGUCGAAUGGACAGCCUAGGACAUCAACGCUCCAGCCCGUCAUGCGAAAGGUACCGCACCACGCAGAUACUGCCCUGGAAGCAUUCUCGAGGCUGGCGCAACCGGACAAGAAUCGAGCAACCCUCGGCCGAUGGAUUCCAAAGGGCAAGCUGCUGCACCUCGGUCAGCUGCUUAUCCGAUGCCUGCCCGUGUCGGACGUUGAUUUCAACAUGCUCAAGACCGAGGCACGGCUGGGCUACUGCGAACGAAUCGCCCUGUGCCUCUUCUCGCUCGUGUACGCCUGUCCUCCUUCGAUUAAGCGGUCACUCAAGAGAGCGCCGGGCAACAUCUCAGUUCUUUUCAGGAUGGUCAAACGCCUGAUGAAGGUUCACGUCGAUUUUUCCAAAAACCCCUUUGGCGUGGUCACAAGAAGGCUCGUCGAGACGAUGAGGCUCCUAGGCGAGGAAAGGGACCUUUUCGAAAGACCUGCGCUGCUCGGCAUGGGCAUGACGGAUCUUGCAGGGUCAAAGAAGGCGUCUGCUUCGACUAAGAGCACCUCAGCCUCUCUCUCUUCGCUCACAACAUCUCACGAAAGCAAAGCAUCUGCGCCGUCGAGCAGCAACAGGUCUCUGACCGGCGCAGGCAGCGGCGGUGGUCUCUUAAGCAACGAAGAGGCCGCCGUUGUGGAGCUAAUGGGAAUCCAGAAUCUGGAGCCGAGCCUCAUUUCCGAAUUGGAGCAUCUCCUUUGA
Messenger RNA from Acaromyces ingoldii, 4779 nucleotides. RefSeq lists its product as hypothetical. Lineage: Eukaryota; Fungi; Basidiomycota; Exobasidiomycetes; Exobasidiales; Cryptobasidiaceae. The record is from RefSeq and is a predicted model, not a curated record. Gene Ontology annotation, molecular function: DNA binding. Bases 1 to 4779 code for a protein of 1592 amino acids. The transcript has 2 exons.